AUGAGGAGCCUCACAAGACUCGCCCUGCUACCUCUGGUAGGUGCGGUUUCAAGUGCUUCAGAGUUGACAUAUGACUACAUUGUUGUCGGAGGUGGCACUAGUGGCUUAGUCGUUGCCAACCGCUUGUCAGAGCAGAGUAACAUAACUGUUCUCGUUAUUGAAGCCGGAGGCUCGGUAUUCAACAACAUCAACGUGACUGACACCGGUGGCUACGGUAACGCAUUUGGCACCGAUAUUGACUGGGCCUAUGAGACAGUGAAUCAGCAAUGGGGUGGGGGAACCAAGCAGACAGUUAGAGCUGGAAAGGCUCUAGGAGGUACAUCAACCAUCAAUGGAAUGGUGUAUCUGCGGGCACAAACGAGUCAGAUAGACGCGUGGGAAAAGAUUGGAAACCCAGGAUGGAACUGGGAGAAUAUGUUCCCUUACUUCAAGAAGGGUGAACAGUUUCAGGUUCCAAGUGACUAUUCGUUCUUGGAAGGUUCCGGUGUCGCCUAUGAUCCUGCCUACCACGGAUAUGACGGUCCUUUGAAAGUGGGUUGGACUUCGACACAAUUGAACGAUGGCCUGGCACAAGUUAUGAACACCACGUAUCAAAAUAUGUCAGACCCAAUUCCUUACAACAAGGACCCGAAUGGCGGUCAGAUGGUCGGAUACACGCUGUACCCCAAGACCGUGAACUCCGACCUUAACAUUCGUGAGGAUGCCGCUCGGGCAUACUACUACCCCUACCAAUCUCGCAAGAAUCUUCACGUCUGGCUUCACACAAAUGUCAACAAACUCAUUUGGAAGGAUGGAACCGACGUGACUGCGGAGGGUGUUGAGUUCACCUUGUCCAAUGGCACAACUGCAUCGGUCAAGGCAUCCCGUGAAGUCAUUCUCGCAGCUGGAGCAUUGAAGUCCCCACUUCUACUUGAGUUGUCCGGCAUCGGAAACCCAGAUAUUCUGUCCAAGUUUGGCAUCGAGACAAUAAUCAAUCUGCCAACCGUCGGCGAAAACCUCCAAGACCAAAUGAACAACGGACUGGCCUACGACUCGAAGAUCAAUUAUACCAAGUCCGCCGACUACGUCGCGUACCCUUCAGCUGAACAACUCUUCCCAAAUGCCACUGCCGUUGGCGCUCAGCUUCUCCGCAAGCUUCCCGCCUAUGCAGCUCAGGUUACUUUAGCCAAUGGAAACGUCACUCGAGCCGCCGAUAUCGAGCGCUUCUUCAAAAUUCAAUGGGACUUGAUCUUCAAAUCCGGUAUUCCAGUCGCAGAAAUCCUACUCGAGCCAUCCGGAUACACCUAUGACACUGAAUACUGGGGCUCUGUUCCCUUCUCGCGUGGAAACAUCCACAUCUCAUCCGCAGACCCAACUGCUCCUGCCACUAUCGACCCGAAAUACUUCAUGCUGGACUUUGACCUGCACGCCCAAGUCCAAGCUGCUCGGUUGAUCCGUGACAUAUUCAAGACUGAGCCAUUUGCAGACAUGGCAGGUGCUGAGACUAGCCCUGGAUAUUCAACUGUCUCUGCUGACUCUGGUGAUGAAGGCUGGUCUUCGUUCCUCAAGUCCAACUUCCGAUCAAACUUCCACCCUAUCACCACGGCUGGUAUGAUGCCCAAGGAGAUUGGUGGGGUUGUAAACACAUCACUGAAGGUCUACGGCACUACCAAUGUUCGUGUUGUUGAUGCAUCAAUCAUCCCGUUCCAGGUUUGUGGGCAUUUGCAAAGUACAGUCUAUGCAGUUGCGGAGCGUGCUGCGGAUAUUAUCAAAGGCUUGCUAUAA
This is a messenger RNA of Penicillium verhagenii, 1764 nucleotides long. RefSeq names its product GMC family oxidoreductase. Bases 1 to 1764 code for a protein of 587 amino acids. The record is from RefSeq and is a predicted model, not a curated record. NCBI's taxonomy places the organism in Eukaryota, Fungi, Ascomycota, Eurotiomycetes, Eurotiales, Aspergillaceae. Gene Ontology annotation, molecular function: oxidoreductase activity, acting on CH-OH group of donors; flavin adenine dinucleotide binding. The transcript has 3 exons.